AGUUUGUAGGCGGGACUUCCGUGUGGGUGUGUUGGAGACUAGUAAAAGGAGGUCAAAUGUUCUACAAGAGUUUGCAAGAUUGAAGCUGUGCCCAGGAAAGAUUUACAGGUAGACAAUUGUGUUAAUUACACUUGAAGAUAAAAUCUACACUGUCGUUAUUAGAGAAUCGAUUCAGAAAGAGAGCGGUGUUGAGUGUGGUACUUGUAGACAUUUGACUCAUAACGUUAGCUAGCUUGAUGCUAAAGACACAUGACGCGUGCUCGUGGACAUCUCCUUAACUAACGUUAAAACCAGAGUCAAAUUAUGACUUUUGCUGGACAUGAAUCCGUGUUUUUAUCCGUAUAAAGGUUAUGCGUUGUGCAUCUCAACAUACCCUUUAUCAUUAGCUGAGAAGUUUGUUAGCUAGCUGCUGCACUUUGCUGAAACUAAUUUGUUUUUGGAAACUUGUGUCACGGUAACGCUGCUGGCAUGUUUCACUCUAUGCCCCGUCGCCCGAUCUGUGAGAUCGGUGUAACUACAUUAAAGCUUCAAAGUGGCAGGACAUUCAGGAGAACAGUCGAGGAGGGUAGAGGAAAGCUUGAGAGUCUCCCAUGGCUGGAUAGGCGCAUGGGCCUGCUGCUGUCCUGGCUGCAGAGGGCAGGUGUCGGUGCCAGUGAGGCUGCUGGAUCCGUACAGAAGAGAAAGGGCCUGCUCUCCAUAUUUGCCGAUCACUGCGGCUUUGUAACCGGACAGAGGCUCCGGCGUUCGUGCCAGAUCGGAGAGCUUUAUUCUAACCUGUACUCCGAGCGGACCAGGUGGACUCUGGUUGGUAACCUGUGGCGCAGAUUUCAGAGCAAGAAUGCACCCAGUGGGAAGCUGUUCGCGGCCCUGGCUGGUAUAUUCAUGUGGGAUAGUGAGAAGAUUCAAGAUGAAGACAUUCACAGGUGUGGACUUGAACUACAAGAAAUAGAGUCUGUCAAAUGUCAAAACACAGCUUCAGGGACAGCUUCCAGACUUGAACCUGGCUGGGAAGUUGUGAUGGAUAAAAAAGCCUUCAAAGUGUGGAAGCGACCCAUACCUGACAGUCACCUCUACGAAUACAGAGUGUUGGGCUCCUACAACGAUGUCACCCCAAGGCAGUUCUUCAAUGUACAGUUGGAUACAGAGUACAGGAAGACGUGGGACGCACUGGUUAUCAAGCUGGAAGUGGUGGACAGAGAUGUCUCUACAGGCUCUGAAGUUGUGCACUGGGCUACACACUUUCCUGUGAGUUUUUCCCGGCAAUUUGUCCUUCAUGAUGUGUUAACAUACCACAUCGGUUGCGCCACUUAUGUGACAGACAAGAAGAGUGUCUUGAUAAGCAGAGCCGUCCAGCAUCCCAGAGUCCCUGAGACUCAGGAGUUUGUAAGGGUCCAUUCAUACGAGUCAAAGAUGGUCAUCCGCCCUCACAAGUCCUUCGAUGAGAAUGGAUUUGAUUAUCUGCUGACCUACAGUGACGACCCUCAGACAGCCUUUCCCCGUUACUGCGUGAACUGGAUGGUGUCAAGUGGCAUGCCUGAUUUUCUAGAGAAGCUGCAUAGUGCCACCUUGAGGGCCAAGAACUUGGAAGUGGGGAUCUUCGACUACGCCAGUGUCAUCAAAUCCAGUGAUGCCAACCGCCAAUCGAGCCAGGAGCGCCUCGGAGGAGAAAAGUCACACAAAGGUGGUUCUGGACAGAUCUACGCUUGAGAUGGAUAUUUUAUAGACCUGGGGUUAUGUUGGUGUGUUUUCACGUGCACUUGAACUUCGAUUAUAUCCUCCAGCCCAACUUUUAAGUAGAUUGCAUGAACUGCAAAUGGAAGUUGUAACCUACGUUAAAGACAAGUAAAUAAUAUGUCCAGCUGUAGACAUGGCCCAAUCGGGGAUGGAUGAGCUGUCACAAGAACAAUGGACUGUGAAGGCAACAUUACUGUGCUUUGGUGCAACCGUUUCUGUGGAGAUUUUUAUUCAGACUGCUGACAUUGGCCCAAUAAGGGCCUAACCACGCAGGUUUAUUAUUUGCCUCAUUUGGUAAUGAUGUAUUUCUUGUCAAGAUCGAGCCAAAAUUCCUAACUGUAGAGAUGCUUUUGCCAAAAAAACGUCCUCUCAAUUGUCAUUCUAUGUCUUGUCUUCCAUUGUUCGACAAGGCUCGAGUUUAAAGGCUGUUCAGACCGCAGCCACAAUACUGUAUUACUGUAUGUGUGUUUUCAGAGAGAUGUUGUUGAAAUGGACAUGGAACAUGAACUGACUUCUAAUAGACAUCACUGAAACAGAAAACUGUAAACCUACAGCCACAAAUUCUGUACUGACGAUGAGGAAUUGAGGCCUCUGUGGGGAAUUCUUUCUAUCACUCUCAUGGAUUGCAGCAUGGCUUAUUGCUCUUCAUUGGACUGGAUGGGAUGGAAUAAAAAAAAAAAAGAUAUAAUGAUGCUAUUAUUAGAAAAUGUGUGUGUUGACAAAAUGGCGUUCUGAAGAUGAACCAGUCCUUCAGCAAUAUGGGCAUAGUGUCUUACAACAACAACAUAAAUCCUCAAAUACAAUUGUUCUGAUGCACUUCUCCAAGACACAUUUAAUGAGUAAAUGCCCUUUUUAGAGAAAUGUGGAACACUUGUCACCCACCAACAUCCUUUUCCAUUUCAUAAUUUGUGUUCUCAUAUUUUAGCUCAUAUAUAUAUUUUUUAUGGUGUCCGCUACAGACAUAACUGGAGUUUGUACUUUUGAAAUUAUUGGUGUGUUUUUUUCUUUGUGUUACGUCUAGAUCUUGUACAUUCAUAAAAAAAGAACAUUGCCUGGAUACUAAAAAUCCCUACUCACAAGCUCUGCAACAUGUUUGUCCUGCAUUUUGAUUUAAUUGGUUUUUGUUAUUUACGUGGGCUCCACUGAAACUAUAAUCCAUCCUUUGAGGUCAUCCUUGUUGUUUUUGUAAUUCAUUUGACAACCCAGUGUUGUGAAUGUACCAAGAGCUUCACAUGAUGUGAAAUAAAACCUUGCCUAAUCAAAUA
Molecule: messenger RNA, 2999 nt
Organism: Notothenia coriiceps (black rockcod)
Lineage: Eukaryota; Metazoa; Chordata; Actinopteri; Perciformes; Nototheniidae
Gene: stard7
Product: StAR related lipid transfer domain containing 7
Exons: 8
Coding region: 469-1707 (412 amino acids)
Molecular function (GO): lipid binding
Source: RefSeq, a predicted model, not a curated record